Molecule: messenger RNA, 984 nt
Organism: Hevea brasiliensis (rubber tree)
Lineage: Eukaryota; Viridiplantae; Streptophyta; Magnoliopsida; Malpighiales; Euphorbiaceae
Product: peptidyl-prolyl cis-trans isomerase FKBP13, chloroplastic
Exons: 5
Coding region: 81-758 (225 amino acids)
Cellular component (GO): chloroplast
Molecular function (GO): peptidyl-prolyl cis-trans isomerase activity
Source: RefSeq, a predicted model, not a curated record
CUUGCCAGUCCCACCAUUAAUUGAAAGAAAUUGCAGCACCCAAUCUCGUUUUCUCUCUUUCAAAACUCUUUUCGGUGGAGAUGACUUCAUUGGCAUUUUCAGUUGGAAAUUAUACUCCAAGAAAGCUCAACAUACCCAUUUGUAAUCUUAACACGGCAGAAGCAUCAAAUUUCAAAUUCAAAUUCUCAAGCCAGAACCAAGACAGUUUUGUUUCCUUACUGCAGCUAAAGGAAAGCCAAGCUUUGCUCAAAAGAAGAGAAGCAAUUAGUGCUGGCUUCCUUACAGGUAUUGUUGAUGUUUUCUUGCAACCACUAACCACUGCAGCACCAGCAGAAGCAAAAGCAGAAGCAGAAGCAGGAGCAGGUCUAUGUGAACUAACUGUAACACCUUCUGGCCUUGCCUUCUGUGACAAGGUUGUGGGGACUGGCUCUGAGGCUGUCAAGGGACAGCUCAUCAAGGCACAUUAUGUUGGGAAAUUGGAGAAUGGCAAGGUUUUCGAUAGCAGUUACAAUCGAGGAAAGCCUCUCAUAUUUCGUGUAGGUGUUGGUGAGUUUUUUCCCCAGGUCAUCAAAGGCUGGGAUCAAGGUAUUCUAGGCGGUGAUGGAGUUCCUCCAAUGCAAGCUGGGGGAAAACGAAUCCUGAAGCUUCCUCCAGAGCUAGGAUAUGGCAUGAGAGGCGCUGGAUGCAGAGAAGGGUCGUGCAUCAUUCCUCCAGAUUCAGUUCUCCUAUUUGAUGUGGAGUUUAUUGGGAAGGCCUGAGCGAUUGAUCACACCAACUUACAAUCCAUACAGAAGUCAUAGAGUCAGUUGCUUUUUGAACCCUAAAGAGGAUUAAUUAUAGCUUGUUUGGUUUAUGGGAUUCCAAUUUUAGAUUUCAGAUAUGGAAUGUAUGUCUAAUUUUGCCAUAUCAGUGAUUGAGCUGCAUAAAUAAUAGGUCUGAAAUCCUGAUUUAAUGGUUAUGAUUGAUGAUAUGGGGUUUUGAUUA